UUCUGAUUUGGGUUUGUACAAACCCACUUACUGCAAUAUACAUUUUCACUACCCGUCCUUUAGCCGAUUGCAUAAGAGUUGAAUAGGGUAUUGGGCUGUCGCAAUCAUUGUUACUUUUAAUUUUUUUUUCUGUUGGGAAUUUCCAGUUGAAGCCACUGGGCUUUAAAAAGUCAGAUUCCUCGAGAGAUGUUCAAAGCAUUUUGAGAAGCGAUUCAACUCAACGUAUCUGAACAAUUUAUUGCCUAUUCUUAUUAACCGCAUCAUGGCUGACACGUACUUCAGUUUGGCUGACGCUUUGGAAAGCAGCUACAAGCCCGACUCUGUGGAAAUUGACUCUUGUAUGUGCUGCUGUCAAAUGGUCAAGACAAGUGACCAAGAUUCAGAGUGUGGCCUGCAUUCAGGAAUCGACCUGGAGGUGUCCGAACAGCCCCAGAACUUGCGUAAUGUGGUCAACCUCGUCAUUGCCUUGCACCGCAUGAAGAAAACCCAGAAAGUGCAGAGCACCGAGUUUACCGACGAUGAGCUAUGCAACAUAUUCUUGGAGAAUUUGGUGGAAGAGUAUGUGACGCCGACAGUCCAUGAAGAAACUCACCAGGCUGCCGACCACUACAACUACAUAGGUCCGGUCCAAAAGUGCUACAUCUGUGACGAGUUCCAGAAGAGCCUGGUUCUGAGUAAAAGCAUCACCACCGAACUGCAGGCCAUCACACUUCAGGGAAACAACUUGAGCAGAAGAGUGGAACUGGAACUGUCCACAUACAAAGCCUCUGUCCCACGUGAGAGGGGCCAGCCUAUCGCCUUGGGGGUGGGGGGCAACCUCUACCUUUCAUGCACAUCUACCUCGGGGAAACCUGUCCUGGGCCUGGAGAUGGUGAACAAGGAGGACCUGAAUAACAUCAGUGGCGACAUGAAGCGUUUCCUGUUCUUCAAGACGGUCAGUGGCCAAACAUUGACCAGCUUCGAGUCGGCCAAGUUCGAGGGCCAUUACAUCAGCACGUCCUACACUAAUAGACAGCGUGUGGACAUGUCCUUGACUAAGGACGCACCCAACCGUCUGACAUCGUUCAAGAUGACCGUCCUGUGAAACUGCAAUUUCUGCCACGUACACCAAACAUCCAGAAAGUAUGUACUAUGUACAGCCCUUUGCCUGGGUGUUUUGUUCUUAUCUGACUGGAUUUGUAGGAUAGACAACAGAGAACCCAAACACAUACAGUACAGUAAGAGUUCCGAAAUUUGUAUUUGUGGAACAGUGUCUUAGUAAAUACAAAAUGUAUUACCUGAUAACAAGUUAAGUUGAAGUUCAUAUUGAAUUCCUGAGGAUGACCUGAAGUCACCUUAUUUUUAUUUAUAAUGUCACUAAAUAUUGUGCAGUGUUGUAUGUUGUAAUAUUUGUGGAAUUAUUUAAUGACAUGGAGUUUGUUCCUUGGUUUUUAUUUAUUUAAUUAUUAUUUCUGCUGUGUAAUGACUUCUAAUUCUGCUAAUUAUUGAUUUUGUGACUUGUGACUAAUGACAUCUUUAAUGACAUGGAGUUUCUUCCUUGGUUUUUAUUUAUUUAUUUAAUUAUUAUUUCUGCUGUGUAAUGACUCCUAAUUCUAAAACACUUCACGCAGAGGAAAUGAUGUUGCAUUUCAUGUCACACCUGCAAUCAUUGUGUUUUUAAUGUAACUCAAUCUGACUUGAUAAUAAAGUUGUACCUCCUAUAUUGAAAA
Molecule: messenger RNA, 1709 nt
Organism: Clupea harengus (Atlantic herring)
Lineage: Eukaryota; Metazoa; Chordata; Actinopteri; Clupeiformes; Clupeidae
Product: interleukin-1 beta-like
Biological process (GO): regulation of non-canonical NF-kappaB signal transduction; positive regulation of gene expression; cellular response to lipopolysaccharide
Molecular function (GO): cytokine activity; interleukin-1 receptor binding
Source: RefSeq, a predicted model, not a curated record